Pistacia vera is the source of this 832-nucleotide messenger RNA. Its product is annotated as uclacyanin-3-like. Bases 105 to 644 code for a protein of 179 amino acids. Gene Ontology annotation, molecular function: electron transfer activity. The record is from RefSeq and is a predicted model, not a curated record. The transcript has 2 exons. Gene Ontology annotation, cellular component: plasma membrane. Lineage: Eukaryota; Viridiplantae; Streptophyta; Magnoliopsida; Sapindales; Anacardiaceae.
CUAUAUAUUAUGUAACUAACUAACUCGCUAAAAGGCAUUGUGCUACUUCUCCUUUCUCCUUUUCUUUGUUUUCUUCAUUAAGUUACAGGCAGAUUUUAAUUGCGAUGGCCAUGGCAACUGCUUUUCUCUUUCUUCUUCUAGCCACUCCCGCCGUCUAUGCAGUGGAUUACACUGUUGGUGACACCAGUGGAUGGACAUCAGGUUUUGAUUACACAACUUGGGUUUCUGGUAAAACAUUCAAAGUUGGUGAUGCUCUAAUUUUCAAUUACGGCGGUACUCACGAAGUUGAUGAGGUAAAAAAAAGUGAUUAUGACAAUUGCGUAUCUAGCAAUGCCAUUGACAGUCACGACGAUGGAAACACAAGAAUAAACCUAACAACCGUUGGAACAAAGUACUUCAUCUGCCCAACUGCCGGUCAUUGUACUGGUGGCAUGAAAUUGGCCGUCACUGUUGCUGCAUCAUCAGGCACCACGCCCAACACCCCAGCCACUGGCUCACCGCCUACUGCUGGUACUCCAUCCAACACCACCACCCCUUCCUCUGGUGUACCUUCACCACCAUCAUCGUCUAGUGCAGCUUCUACCACUUUGUGUAAUAUGAUGCUUGUGAUUGCUUCACUUGUUGGAGUUGCCUUUACGGGCUAGGGGAGAGGCAGUGCUAUUGUUUUUCUUUACGGUUGUUUUAUUGUGGAAAUUGGGUGAAUUUUAUGAAUGAGAGGUGUAGAUUUGUAUUUAUUUCACCGUAUCAAUAACUGGUUUUUGCUACGGAUGAAGACUAUUGAGUUCAAAUGUAUCCGUUAUAUUUAGUUCUAAUAAAUUUGAUUGAAUUCAUA